AUGGAGGUUGGAGAGCGUUCAUUAGCUUCUUACUAUCCAAGAUUAUUUCAAAUAGUUUCAGAAAAGAGAGCUUCAGUUAAACAAUAUUUUGAUUCAGCUUCUCAAACAUAUUGUCUGAACUGGAGCCAUAGUCUUCGUGUUGGUGAUCGUGACCUUCUCGCCAGACUUCAAGCUCAGAUUUGUCAUCUUCAGCCAAGAGAGGGAGCUGUUGAUUCAAUUUGUUGGGAAAAAUCUGAUGGUUAUACUCCGACAGCUCAAAGGCCAGUGAUGAACUCUUCUACAAUGGCAGUACAAAAUGCAGCGGUUUUAACUUUUACUAAGUUAUGGAAAAUUAAACUCCCGCCUCGAAUUAUUUUCUUUUUCUGGUUGCUGUCGAGAAGCAGAAUUUCCUCAUUCAGUUUAGCUUACAAAGGCGUAAUCUUAUGGGAAAAUACGGGCUGCACAUAUUGUUCUUUAGAGAAAAAUAAUUUGCAUAUUAUCAUGCACUGUCACUUUGCAUGGGAGGUUUGGAGCAAGCUUCUUCAUAUGUGUAAUACUAGUUCUGCUAUGCCAAAUUCUUUGCUUCAUUUUUUACAAUUUAUGGGAAUCACUUUCAGAUAUGAAACAUCGUGUUUAUGGAGGACAAUUUGGUUUUAUUGUGUUUGGGAUUUAUGGAAGGCAAGAAAUAGACGGGUUUUCAAUGAUGAGAUUAUUGAGGCAGAUUUUGUGGUUUACAUGAUGAUUAGCAAAGCGGUGAAAUUUUACAAAUUGACUAAUCAUGGAUUUGCUUAUUCCGGAAAUGAUGUUUUUCGCAGUUUAGUAUUUUUUUGUAAUCAUGCUUGA
This is a messenger RNA of Mercurialis annua (annual mercury), 822 nucleotides long. RefSeq lists its product as uncharacterized. Lineage: Eukaryota; Viridiplantae; Streptophyta; Magnoliopsida; Malpighiales; Euphorbiaceae. The record is from RefSeq and is a predicted model, not a curated record. The transcript is spliced from 2 exons. Bases 1 to 822 code for a protein of 273 amino acids.